Molecule: messenger RNA, 397 nt
Organism: Rhinopithecus roxellana (golden snub-nosed monkey)
Lineage: Eukaryota; Metazoa; Chordata; Mammalia; Primates; Cercopithecidae
Product: dual specificity protein phosphatase CDC14B-like
Exons: 3
Biological process (GO): cilium assembly; dephosphorylation; positive regulation of cytokinesis
Cellular component (GO): nucleolus; spindle pole; mitotic spindle
Molecular function (GO): protein serine/threonine phosphatase activity
Source: RefSeq, a predicted model, not a curated record
CUGGCCUUGGCCGCACAGGCACUCUGAUAGCAUGCUACAUCAUGAAGCAUUACAGGAUGACAGCAGCCGAGACCAUUGCGUGGGUCAGGAUCUGCAGACCUGGCUCGGUGAUUGGACCUCAGCAGCAGUUUUUGGUGAUGAAGCAAACAAGCCUCUGGCUGGAAGGGGACUAUUUUCGUCAGAAGUUAAAGGGGCAGGAGAAUGGACAACACAGAGCAGCCUUCUCCAAACUUCUCUCUGGCGUUGAUGACAUUUCCAUAAAUGGGGUCGAGAAUCAAGACCAGCAAGAACCCGAACCGUACAGUGACGACGACGAAAUCAAUGGAGUGACACAAGGUGAUAGACUUCGGGCCCUGAAAAGCAGAAGACAAUCAAAAACAAACGCUAUUCCUCUCAC